CUUGAAAAAUAUCGGUCCCAAGGUAUAUAAACUGUUGUGGAUCGUAGUGGAUCGCAUUAUGAUAAUUUGAGAAACCGUCAAAGAAACAAUAAUGUGGAAACAAGCAACAAGCGUACUAUUGAUGUUGGUUCUGAUUAAUUUCACUAUUGGACAAGAACCGGAAAUAUGGCACAAAAGAAAUGGAGUUGCCAAUUUGAAUUGCCCUUUGUUUGAAGAUAUAUGGAAUCCAACAGUUCUUCCAUACCAAGGAGAUUGUACGAAAUACUUAAUGUGCUCUUAUGGUUUGGCAUAUACUUUGUCAUGUCCCACGGGCAUGCAUUGGUCUACGAUGUAUUCAAAAUGUUUACCAGCUCAAGAUGCCCAGUGCAAUCCCAAUGUAGUAACUUCAAAACCUGUUAUUGGUGGAAAUGGUUGCACUUUUGCUUAUGCGCCACAUCCUACCGAUUGUCACAAAGCUAUCCAGUGUGUUGAUGGAAAGCAAUUGGAAAUAGAAUGUUUAGCUGGUGCUGGUUGGGAUAAAGUUAACAGUAGAUGCUCUUUACUUUUGAGUAAUUGUUAAAAGUUUCUUUUUGUCAUUUAUCUUAUUUAUAAAAUUGCGUUGUUGUGCAGUUAAUUAAAUAUAAAAAUAUAAUAAUAUUACAGUAUCUAUACAAAAUACAUAAAUUAAAGUUUGAAAGUUUAAAAACA
Episyrphus balteatus (marmalade hoverfly) is the source of this 687-nucleotide messenger RNA. Its product is annotated as peritrophin-1-like. Gene Ontology annotation, cellular component: extracellular region. Gene Ontology annotation, molecular function: chitin binding. Bases 92 to 559 code for a protein of 155 amino acids. NCBI's taxonomy places the organism in Eukaryota, Metazoa, Arthropoda, Insecta, Diptera, Syrphidae. The record is from RefSeq and is a predicted model, not a curated record. The transcript is spliced from 2 exons.